AUUUGUUUUUCUUGAUAAGUAAUAUAAAUUAACAAAAAAAAACUAAACUUCUCUAAAAUAUGUGGCAACUAAAUAUUCGGGCACUACAAAAUGUAACUUAACUAAUAACUUGUUACGUCGCCUUUUGCCUUAAUUACCGCCUGCAGGCUGGGUCUUAACUAAUGCUUGACAGUUUUCUUGAGUAAACGAAUUCCAAAUUUGUUGCAAUUUCAUACGCAGUUCAGAGAUUGUUCUCUGAGGAUGGUUUCUCAAAUGUUGUUUGAUUUUGAGACAGACUGUUUCUAUCACAUUUAAAUCGGGACUACUGGCGGGCCAAGAGAGGACAUGUACGUCAUGAUCCCCAAACUAUUGUUUUGUGCUUUUGGCAGUGUGGCAUGAUGCGCUGUCCUGCUGAUAAAUGCAAUCUCUGUCAGGAUAUAAGUCUGCUAUGGUAGGCAAAAAUGUGUUCUCAAGGAUUUCUUAUUCUUAUGUCAAGCCUACUUGUAAAAAUGUGCUUUUAUAUUGACUGCAGACGAAAUUUUGGAUACAGACGAGCAUAAGCUUGCUCAUUCUACCUGAAUCCAUUAGAUAAGUACUGUUUGUGUGACAUUAGCCUGAGGAAAAUGGAAUGGGACGAAAGAAAGGGAGGAAGUAAAAGAAAAAACAGGGGGAAAAGCAACUAUUUUGUGUGAAUAUGUAAUGUAUGUAUGUAUGAGAUCUUUCAGAUAUAGUUAGAAGUUCGAAAUGUAAUUUUUAAUUUAGUUUUUAAUCAUCCAGUGUGUCUUUACCAAGUCAUCCAUUUAUACCCAUUGUAUAGGUACCUCAUCUACAUUAAUCCUGAUGAGGCAAUCCAGCACUUUUUCUAAAAUAGGCAUCCUGUGUCUUUGAAAAGUUGAUUUUUGAUUAGCCACUGAUUCAGAAACUCUAAAAUUUUGCCCAAUAAUAAGCGUUGCCCAAUGCAGUGUUUUGGGCAUAGAGAUAGACUUCACAGUUGCAGGGAUGGUGACAACACAAGAUCUGCAUUGCAUUGUAAUUUCACAUUUCACCUUCUUACAGUUUGUGGAAAAAUCUCAAGGUUAUAACUUUGCCCAAAGAUUCAACAUAUUUUGAGUUGCAGUAUAUGUUGUGGCUUGGUUGUAUUUGAUGUCAAAGAAUAAGCAAUAAUAAUUUCAAAUAUUUUGUUACACCUAAUACCAAAAUCUUGUUAGGUGACAUCCAAGUUGUGCCCAUUAAGAUCAUCAAUGCAGUUACUCCAAUUCCAACAAUGUAUACUUGGGCACCCAUACAACAGAAUUUCAUGGUAGAAGAUGAGACUGUGCUACACAACAUUCCAUACAUGGGUGAUGAGAUUCUGGAUCAAGAUGGCACCUUUAUUGAAGAACUGAUCAAAAACUAUGAUGGUAAGGUCCAUGGUGACAGAGAAUCAGGGUUUAUAGAUGAUGUCCUUUUUGUGGAAUUGGUACAUGCCCUGAUGCAGUACCAAGAAAAAGGCAAUGAUAAAUCAGAGAAAAAGUCUGAGGAGAAAGAAAAAGAUAAAGAAAAGGAAAAAAAGAAAGAUGAAGAUGAGGAUAAAAAGAAGGAGGAUUUGGAGUUUCCUACAAUGGUGAUAUUUCAAGCGAUUUCAUUGCAAUUCCCUGAUAAGGGUGGACCUGAAGAGCUGCGUGAUAAAUACAUUGAAUUGACUGAAAGAACAGAUCCAAAUGCUCCUCCAGAAUGUACCCCAAACAUUGAUGGUCCAAAUGCUGCUUCGGUACCUAGAGAGCAAACUAUGCAUUCAUUCCACACCUUAUUCUGUAGACGAUGUUUCAAGUAUGACUGCUUUCUGCAUAGACUGCAAGUAUGUCAUCCUGGUCCGAAUUUGCAAAAAAGAAGAGGCCCUGAUUUGAAACCUUUCACUGAGCCUUGCGGUGCGGAUUGCUAUAUGCAUCUGGAUGGAGUGAAAGAAAAAAUGGCUGCGAAAGCGAAGCAAGACGAGGAAAUUGAGAAGGAGAGUAAGGGCAAAGCUGCAAAAGCAGCAGAAGCAGCUGAAAUAAAAAAUGGCACUUCUUCAAAUCCGAGGAAGAUUUCAAAGCAGCAAAGUGUCGAUUCUGGAAAUGAAGCUAGUUCCGAAGACAGCAAUGAUAGUAAUAAAGAUAAUGACGGAUCAGAUCCAGUUUCAACCACUACCUCUUUCAGUCUGUUAGGUUUGAUGGGCGCAAAUGACCACAAAGAAUGGACUGGUUCAGAUGAGAGUCUAUUUAGGGCUUUACACAAAGUCUUCUUGAACAAUUAUUGUGCCAUUGCGCAAAUUAUGCUAACUAAAACCUGUCAACAGAUAUAUCACUUUGCCCAGAAAGAGGCAGCUGACAUCCCAGCUGAAGAAGCUGUGAGAGACUAUACCCCACCAAGGAAGAAGAAGAAGAAGCAUAGGCUUUGGUCCAUGCACUGUCGCAAGAUCCAGCUGAAAAAAGAAUCGAGCAGCAACCACGUGUACAAUUUCACGCCCUGUGAUCAUCCUGGCCAGAAUUGCGACCACAAUUGUCCAUGUAUUGGUGCCCAGAACUUCUGCGAGAAGUUCUGUCAGUGCAGCUCUGAUUGUCAAAAUAGGUUUCCAGGAUGUCGGUGCAAAGCACAGUGUAACACGAAGCAAUGUCCAUGUUAUUUGGCUGUUAGAGAGUGUGAUCCUGAUCUAUGUCAAACAUGUGGUGCUGAUCAGUUUGAUAUCUCCAAGAUCACUUGUAAAAAUGUUAGCGUUCAACGCGGAUUGCACAAACACUUGUUGAUGGCUCCAUCGGAUGUAGCUGGUUGGGGCAUAUUUUUGAAAGAUAGUGCCCAAAAAAAUGAAUUCAUAUCAGAAUAUUGUGGGGAAAUUAUUUCUCAAGAUGAAGCAGAUAGACGAGGAAAAGUGUAUGAUAAAUACAUGUGUAGUUUCUUGUUUAAUCUCAACAACGAUUUUGUGGUUGACGCAACGAGAAAAGGAAACAAAAUUCGUUUUGCAAACCAUUCCAUUAAUCCGAAUUGUUAUGCUAAAGUUAUGAUGGUUAAUGGUGACCACAGAAUCGGGAUAUUUGCUAAACGAGCUAUUCAACCAGGCGAGGAGUUGUUCUUUGACUAUAGAUACGGACCAACCGAGCAACUGAAGUUCGUCGGUAUAGAGCGUGAAAUGGAAUUUUUGUGAGACUUCAACGUUUGUUAUAAUAUUGCUUUUGUGUUCUAUUUUAUUAUACUUUUAUAGCUUUACACGUGAAUAUACUAGGUUUUCCUAAA
Messenger RNA from Acanthoscelides obtectus, 3225 nucleotides. Lineage: Eukaryota; Metazoa; Arthropoda; Insecta; Coleoptera; Chrysomelidae. The record is from the annotation of a GenBank genome assembly.